This is a messenger RNA of Protopolystoma xenopodis, 564 nucleotides long. Lineage: Eukaryota; Metazoa; Platyhelminthes; Monogenea; Polystomatidea; Polystomatidae. The record is from the annotation of a GenBank genome assembly.
AUGUCUCUUGGCCAAGAGUGCUUAGACUGCAAAUGCGGUGCUCCAAACUGUUUUGGUCACUUAGGGACCUCCUCUGCCUCGGCUUCUGUAACCGCAUCAAAUUCCGGUCCUUCCGCCUCCAUUGGCUCAGGAGGAAGACCGAGCGAGGCGCUCAUACAUUCUACACCUUCAGGUUUCAGCCACUCAAAAGAUAUCGGGCCUGCCUUGACCGUUUCAAAUCUUACCGAGCGUAGAAUGACUGGCGUUAACACUCCAUCAAAGACUGUUACGGCAGUUUGUAGUUCUUCAGAGUUGAUUGCGGCAUCUACUGACAGUGUCACGACUACACUCUCUGCUGGCACAACCGAAGCGUUUUUGCACAGCACUACCUCAACAAAUAGAGGUUCUCAUUUGCCGAGCAACGAGGCAGGGCAUAGUGACCGGAAAACUAGUGGGUCUGAGUCAUCCGGCAGACAGCUUCAGACAGCAUCUAAACGCCAUGAAGAAUCUUGGUGCUUCAGGUACUUUCCCAUUGAUCAGCAUCUUCCUUUUUGGUUUUCCAAAAGCCAUCCGCUCGAGACGUAA